AUGCUUGGUUUCGGCCCAAAUCAGUUCCCCGUCAAUGGCAAGACAAUACUCAUAACGGGUGCCUCCGAGGGACUUGGCAGAUCAAUUGCUAUUCAACUUGCACAAAAAGGCGCCAAUGUGGUCAUUGCCUCGAGGUCGGCUCACAAACUUGAAACGGCGAUUGCAGACAUCAAGGCCGCUGCAGUGAAUCCAUCGACACAACGCUUCCACUUCAUUAGCGCCGACUUGACAGACCCUGAUGCCGCGGAUCGCCUGUUGGAAGAGACCACGACGUGGAAUAAUGGAGUCGCCCCUGAUGUUGUUUGGUGUUGCGCCGGAUACUGUCAUCCCGGCCUCUUCAUCGAUGUGCCUAUCAAAACAUUGCGCGAUCAAAUGGACACUGUGUAUUGGACCAGCGCAUACACUGCGCACGCAACGCUGAGGAGAUGGUUGGUACCAGUUUCACAGACCACUGGAAAAGAACACCCGCCUCCACGACACCUCAUUUUUACCGCAUCCACUCUCGCCGUCUUCACUGUCUCUGGAUACAGUCCCUACUCACCGCCCAAAGCCGCCAUGCGCAAUUUAUCCGAUGUCCUUGUGCAAGAAAUCGAAAUGUACAACGGUGCUCGUCGCAAGAAAGACGCCGAUGCCCCCGCAACCGACGUCAAAAUCCACAUCGUCUUCCCAAUGGGAAUGACCAGUCCGGGCUUUGAGAAUGAGCAAAAGCUCAAGCCGGAGCUUACGCAUAUCAUGGAAGAAGCCGAUAAACCACAACUCCCCGAAGAAGUUGCUUCUAUCGCCAUCAAGGGAUUGGAGAGGGGCGAUUUCCAGAUUAUCACAAACGCUAUCGGCCAGAUAAUGCGAUCAAGUGCGCUGGGCUCUAGCCCGAGGAACAAUAUCUUCUUCGAUACGGCGGCGAGUUGGUUGAGUAAUGUUGUAUGUCUUUUCGUCAUUCCGGAUUUGGCUAAGAAGGCAUUCAAUUAUGGGAAGCAGAAGGGGAUUCCGUCCGCAAAGUGA
Messenger RNA from Talaromyces marneffei, 999 nucleotides. RefSeq lists its product as uncharacterized. Lineage: Eukaryota; Fungi; Ascomycota; Eurotiomycetes; Eurotiales; Trichocomaceae. The transcript is spliced from 3 exons. Gene Ontology annotation, molecular function: 3-dehydrosphinganine reductase activity. Gene Ontology annotation, cellular component: endoplasmic reticulum membrane. The coding region runs from base 1 to 999 and encodes 332 amino acids. Gene Ontology annotation, biological process: sphingolipid biosynthetic process. The record is from RefSeq and is a predicted model, not a curated record.